AUGCCUCAAGAUACGCGUCAAAUGCAGGAAGAGAUCGACAGACGUGAGAAGAUUGUGCGUAUCCUCGGAUCAUGGGAGUUACUGCAUUGGCAUAGCAUGCAAAAUAAUGAGACGCGUCACCGCUUCAAGAAGCAGCUGAUAGGUAUUGAGGACGAUAAUGACCUGUGGGAGGACGAGAUGGCGGAUGACGAAGAGGAGGAAGAGAAGCAGAAGAAGCUGAAGGCGCGUCGCAAGGGUGAGGCGGCUGAAGGAAGCGCUAGUGGGAAGUAA
Messenger RNA from Bacidia gigantensis, 270 nucleotides. RefSeq lists its product as uncharacterized. The record is from RefSeq and is a predicted model, not a curated record. The transcript is spliced from 2 exons. Bases 1 to 270 code for a protein of 89 amino acids. Lineage: Eukaryota; Fungi; Ascomycota; Lecanoromycetes; Lecanorales; Ramalinaceae.